Molecule: messenger RNA, 1395 nt
Organism: Diatraea saccharalis (sugarcane borer)
Lineage: Eukaryota; Metazoa; Arthropoda; Insecta; Lepidoptera; Crambidae
Source: the annotation of a GenBank genome assembly
AUGGACGAGGGUCAAGAAUCUGUUACCACUACUACGGUAGAAGAGGUCGAUAUUUAUAUACCAAUUUACGUAUUGACUGGAGUCUUUGGAGCAAUUUUCAUCAUAGGUCCAUUUUUGGUCCCCAAAAAGAACGAAAAUCGAGAAUGGGUCACCAUUUAUAUUGCCCAAAUGCACCCACUGAAGGCCCCGAGGCUAAAGAACACGACCAUGGCUUGGCUCGUCAAUGGUGACAGAGAAUUGAGCACGACCAUGGUGCCAACGAUCGCCGGCGAAGGAGCGGAUGCGACUCUAGAGCCCACCACCGACCCAUUAAGAACCAAUUUACCAGCUUCCGCGGCACCAACUAAUGCGAGACGGACUAGCACGAAGCAAACUACUAUGAGACAAACUACCACGAGACCAACUACCAGGAGAACAACUACUACGAGAUCAACUAACACGAGAAAAACUACCACAAGACCAAGUACCAAGAGUAAAAUUACUACGAGAACUACGAGACCAACUACCAGGAGAACAACUACUACGAGACCAACUACGACGAGAACAACUACCACGAGAACAACAACCACGAGACCAACUUCCACGAGACCAACUACCAUGAGACCAACUACCACGAGACCAACUACAACUAGACCAACUACCACGAGACCAAGUACCAAGAGAACAACCACUCCGAGAACUACGAGACCAACUACCAGGAGAACAACUACCCUGAAAACAACUACCACGAGACCAAGUACCAUAAGGACAACUACUACUACAAGAACUACGAUAACAACUACCAAAAGAACAACUACCACGAGACCAUCAACCAUAAGAACAACUCCUACGAGAACUACUAUAACAACUACCACGAAACCAACUACCACGAGACCAUCUACCAUAAGAACAACAACUACUACUACUACAACCACGAGACCAACUACCACACGAACUACCAGACCAACUACGACAAGACCAACAGGACCCUAUAUCAAACCCCCGGGGUACCAGAGACCACCUUGGGAACAACCAGGACCGGGGGGACAACAAGGUCAAUGGGGACAACCAGGUCAGUGGGGAGGACAAGGACCAGGAGGUCAACCAGGUCAGUGGGGAGGACAAGGACCAGGAGGUCAGUGGGGGGGAGAAGGACCAGGAGGUCAGUGGGGUGGACAAGGACCAGGAGGUCAGUGGGGGGGACAAGGACCAGGUCAGUGGGGGGGGCAAGGACCAGGUCAGUGGGGGGGACAAAGACCAGGUCAGUGGGGGGGACAAGGACCAGGAGGUCAGUGGGGGGGACAAGGACCAGGAGGGUAUGGCCCGAUAGACCCCACAUUUGUUCCCACUACUAAGCCACAACGAACCAGGCCAUUUGGAGCUACAGACCCCUUGUAUCCCGAUCGACCGUGGUAG